CUAGUCUACUAACCGAGCCAAGCUUAGCUCGUCGCCCCGGACCUUUGGCUGCUGUCAUCGCCAAUGGAAGGGUUUACUGAUUGACCGCAUCAGUUUUUACAGACCAAAAUUUGUGAGCCAUUUAAUUCAACUGCCACCUCAAUAUGAGCUCUACCACCACCACCACAUUAAAAGCUCUCAACAACCACCUAAGGCCUCUCUGCUUUUACUCGCCUCCUAUGCAUUUAAACUUAAAGUCCUUGUGCUCUCUCACCCUUAUUUCCCAGGCCAAAACCAGUAACCCUUUCCUUUCUUUCUCAAACUGUCGUCCUUUCUCUUCAUUACAUUCUGGGUCAUUGAUGGAGGUGUUGAAGGAAGUAGCUAAGGAAGGAUCUUCAGCUAGUGAGGGAGUUGCCAUUAGAGCUGAUCAGAAAAGUUAUAGCUACAAACAACUCAUUUCUUCUGCACAGAGGAUAUGCAGCCUGUUAUGUAGCACUGACUUGAAAGCCAGUCAUAAAGCAGGCAAACAAGUUACUCCUGCAUUGAUUAAUGGCUUGAGCGGUCAUGGACAUCUUGGUGGAGCUCGUGUGGGAAUUGUGGCCAAACCUUCAGCUGAAUUUGUUACCGGAGUCCUUGGGACUUGGCUUAGUGGUGGUGUUGCAGUUCCACUUGCACUCAGCUACCCAGAGGCUGAACUCUUGCAUGUGAUGACCGAUUCUGACAUCUCCAUGAUACUGAGUACUGAAGAUCAUCAAGAACUUAUGCAAAAAAUUGCUGCCAAAACAGCAGCUCAGUUUUCUCUUAUUCCACCUGUUCCUAGUAGUUGUUCACAGGAAGGGGCAGUUGAUCAUCUACAGACUGGAGAUAUAAACACAGAUAGUAUUUUGCACAAUACCGAAAUGUCAAAUGAAAAUCCUGCUUUAAUUGUUUACACCAGUGGAACAACAGGGAAACCUAAAGGGGUUGUUCACACACACAAAAGUAUUAACGCACAGGUCCAAACAUUGGCAAAAGCUUGGGAGUAUACACCUGCAGAUCAAUUUUUGCACUGUCUACCCCUACAUCAUGUCCAUGGGCUUUUUAAUGCUUUAUUUGCACCUCUGUAUGCACGCUCCACGGUUGAGUUCAUGCCAAAGUUUAGUGUGAGAGGUAUCUGGCAGAGAUGGCGUGAAUCAUAUCCAACCUGUGAAACUAAGGCUGAUGAUUGCAUAACCGUAUUUACAGGAGUUCCAACUAUGUAUACUCGAUUGAUACAAGGUUAUGAAGCAAUGGAUCCAGAGCUAAAAGAAGCCUCUGCCUCAGCUGCAAAGCAGUUGCGUCUAAUGAUGUGUGGCUCCUCUGCACUCCCUAUUCCUGUCAUGCAACAAUGGCAAACCAUUACAGGACAUCGUCUUUUGGAACGAUAUGGAAUGACAGAAUUUGUCAUGGCCAUAUCGAAUCCCUUAAAAGGUGAGAGGAAGGCAGGCACUGUUGGAAAACCAUUCCCUGGUGUGGAGGUAAGGAUUGUUGCAGAAGAUGAGAAUGGAAGUGAUACAACUGGGAUUGGUGAGCUUUGCGUUAGCAGCCCCUCAUUAUUUAAAGAGUAUUGGAGACUUCCUGAGGUAACAAAAUCAUCAUUUACAGAUGAUGGGUUCUUCAAGACUGGAGAUGCCGGUAAAGUGGAUGAAGAUGGAUACUAUGUCAUUUUGGGACGUACAAGUGCUGAUAUCAUGAAGGUUGGUGGCUACAAGUUAUCUGCCUUAGAAAUAGAAUCUGUACUUUUAGAGCACCCGACUGUAGAAGAGUGCUGUGUAUUGGGCCUACCAGACAAAGAUUACGGGGAAGCUGUCUCUGCAAUAAUUGUGCCAGCAGCUGAAGCAAAGAAGAAAAGAGAGGAAGAGUCAAAACCUGCAAUAAGCUUGGAAGAGCUCUUCAGUUGGGCUCAACACAAACUUGCACCAUACAAGCUACCUACUCGUCUUUUUCUGUGGGACUCCCUACCUCGUAAUGCUAUGGGAAAGGUGAACAAGAAAGAGUUGAAGAAAAAGUUGACCGUUGAACAGGGCGUUUAAACAAUUUCUCAGGCUUACAAUAUUUUGGAUUUGCAUAAAAUGAAAUUGUUUAGUUCCCAUUAGAGUUUCCUCUCCAAAUGGAACAUUUCAUACUUGUUUUGUUAAGUUGAAGUAGUCGGAACAGUUGUUUUCCCAAUCAAUUACAGUUUAAUAAAAAUAAAAGAGCAUAUAUUAGCUGUA
This is a messenger RNA of Humulus lupulus (European hop), 2210 nucleotides long. RefSeq names its product probable CoA ligase CCL8. Gene Ontology annotation, molecular function: medium-chain fatty acid-CoA ligase activity. Lineage: Eukaryota; Viridiplantae; Streptophyta; Magnoliopsida; Rosales; Cannabaceae. Bases 144 to 2030 code for a protein of 628 amino acids. The transcript is spliced from 17 exons. The record is from RefSeq and is a predicted model, not a curated record. Gene Ontology annotation, biological process: fatty acid metabolic process.